CAACCCGUUCACACACUCAGGUGUGUAACAAAUAAUGAGACUUUAACUCUUAACGAUACAAAAAUCCUGCAACUUGACUCAGAAACUUCUGAUCAUUGGGUUCAGAGGUUACACCCACAUCUAAAAAGCAUGAUUAUGUCAACAACUUUACAUGUUGAGUGGACAUAUGCAUGUAAAUGUUAUUUGUUGAUGUUACAUGAGAUGAUUAAGCUGCACAUUUCUAUUUAGAAACAUGUGAGGUUGUCAAUUGAAGGAAAAGCUGAAUUGGGAGGAUGGGAGCCUCUGGAUCAGAGAUGAGGUGUGGACGGAAGCGUGGGAGAGGAAAAAACAUUCAGCUUCUUAAAAUGGAGAGAGGGAGGGAAAGCAGAGGAGAAAUCCCAUGCUUUCUCACUCCCACACCUUUUUGCUCUGCUCUAUUCUGGCUCCGGUUCCUCUCGCUGCUGCACUCAGACUCCGGGAAGCAGCCACCGAUGCCACGAUUUCCUCAUCUCGCUUCCCUCCGCAAGAAGAACUUCACUUUUCUUCUGCAAAUUCACUUUUUUCACCCACUAUUUUUGUCUCUCUGGAGAUAAUUGGCAGCUUCAGGGAAAACAUCCCGGACCUUCACAGUGGGAAGCCUGUUGAUCGCAAACUUCAUCAAGUUUUUUAACACUUGAGCUGAAAACAAUCUAUCAUUUCUAGACUGAAAGCCCGGACUGAAGUGGAUCUGUGAUGUAGAUCUCUCUCUCCUGCGGUCAAACCUCUAACCCGUCCUCCUCGCAUGCCACCAUGUUUGCCAGGAUCUUCAUCCCCAAGAAGCACCGGCAGCGGUUCGACGAUGCCGUGUCCCAGAACGUGAUCAACCGGCUGUGCCGCAGCAAGAGCAUCAGCGAGCCGCAGGGCAGGCUCCGCCGCAGUCGCAGCGAGGACCACUCCGAGCGCCGCCACGGGUCCAAGCGGGCCAGCUCCGUGCCGAGGGAUGGCGGGGAACCCGGAGGGCGAGGUGAGGCGGAGAAGGACAGGGGGGUGAGGAAGUCCGUCUCCGGGAUCCCGGCGCAUCCUCCCUUGGGACCCAAUCAGAGGGUCCUCCGCGUCUACCGGGGGAAGAGGAGUUUCGGCUUCACGCUGCGAGGUCACGCCCCCGUCUGCAUCGACUCCGUCAUCCCAGAUAGUCCCGCGGAGGAGUGUGGGCUGAAGCCGGGCGACCGCAUCCUUUUCCUCAACGGGCUGGACAUGAGGAGCUGCUCCCAUGAGAAGGUGGUGUCCAUGCUGCAGGGCAGCGGAGCCAUGCCCACCCUAGUGGUGGAGGACGGUCCCUGCGACGUCUCCUCAGAACAAACAGAGCUGGACGAACCUGCAAAUCUGGCUCCAACCACGACCACUUUGCCCCGAUCCCGGUCUCCGGCUCUCAGCUCUCUCCAGUGGGUGGCGGAGAUCCUUCCUCCGAGCAUCAAAGUCCACGGGCGGACCUUCAGCCAGCAGCUGGAGCAUCUGCUCACCAUCCAAGAGAGAUACACCGUCUGCAAAGCUUUGGAGAUCUUCUUCCAGCACCGGAACGUGGACACCCUGAUCGUUGACGUGUUUCCGGUGUUGGACACUCCGGCCAAACAGCUGAUCUGGCAGUUCAUCUACCAGCUGCUGACCUACGACGAGCAGGAGCGCUGUCAGAGCAAGCUGUCGCGCUUCCUGGGGUUCAAGAGCAGCGCUGUGCUGGAGCCGGACGGAGCUUCGGAGCAUCACCGGCGGAGCAGCUCUGUGCGCGUGACCGGGACGUCGUACCGCAGCAGCGUCCGGGAGCGGAGCUCCGACGACUGCAUCAUCGGGACUCACCUGGGAAUGGGAAUUCAUUUGGAUGAAUGUGGGAGCCCGGAGGAGAGGCAGUCAGGAGAUGGAACCUCCUUCCCAGAGUCCCCUGACCUCAGUCAUAUGACAGGCGUGUACACGGAGCUGGAGAGCAUGUUCGCAGGGAAGAGUGUGUCUCCGCUGCGGGGCGGCGGCUCCCCCGCGGAGCCCAAGGCGCCGGGGCAGGCCGAGCCCUUCGGCCGCCCUCUUUCCCCGCUCACACUGCCCCCCCUCACAGGAAAUCGUAAAUCCGGCCUGUCGCUGUCCUGGAAGGAGCCUCUUCCGACCCCCGUGUACGAGAUCCACCACCAGAGCAGCGUGGACUCCAACCCCUACGUCAGCCUGGAGAGCCCCCCGGCCUCCCCUCUGCUGUCAGACAGCGGUCCGAACACGACGACCCGCCGCAGAAAGCUCUUCACCUUUUCCCGGCCGCCUCGCAGCCGGGACACCGACAAGUUUCUGGACGCUCUGAGUGAGCAGCUGGGUCACCGGGUCACGCUGGUGGACGACUUUGCACCCGGCGAGAACGACUACGAGGAGAUGAGUUUCCCGGAGGAUCAGGAUCCUGGAUUCAUGUCCCGGCGGCUCAGCAGCGACAGCAGCGAGGACCACAGCUGCAGCGAUGAAGCCUCGUCUCCGACCUACUCCUCUGGUUCUGAACCGAUUCCCCCUCCUCCCAACCAGAGCCCCCCACCUCCUCCUCCUUUCCAGGCUCUGAUCCCCCCACCGCUUCCAUUCACCGACACGCUCCCGCCUGUGCGCUUCUCCCCGGAGCACGUCCCCCGCAGUCGGAUGCCCUUCCAGCCUCACCAUCCCAUCAUACCUCCUCCACCGCCUCCCCUGAGGACGCUCCUGUCCAGCCGCCCCCCUCUCCACAAAGUCCUUCCCACCAGGGAAGGAGACAAGGCUCACCAGCGCUUCCAGCUUAACUCAACCCGGUUCUCUCAGUGCCCCACCACCCUGGGAACCUCCACCUUACGCUCAACCCAGCCCUCCCGCCCCUGCUACCUACCGCGCCAGCUCAGCCAGCCCCAACCCAUUCGCCAGCCGACCCCUCAGCCCUCCCCCCAGCUGCUGAGGCAGAGCCAGCUGGUCCUGCAGAGGCACCACCAGCUCCAUCACCAGCACAGCUACCAGGGCCCAAUGCCACCCUCCCUGCAAGACCCCGCCCCCACCGGCUCCUCGCUGCUCUCCCAGCCAUCUGAGCCUCAGUCCCUGCCUCUCAAGAUCAACCAGCAGGACACCCAGCAGGCUCCCCCACCUCCACCUCCACCCCUGCCACCACCCUGCGACCCGCCUCCGCGACCCAAGACGGGCCGCCCCACCUCAGACAACCAGAUGAGUGUGAAGAGGCUGCGCUGGGAGCAGGUGGAGAACUCUGAGGGAACCAUCUGGGGUCAGCUCGGAGAGGAAUCGGACUACGACAAGCUGAGCGACAUGGUGAAAUACCUGGACCUGGACCUGCACUUUGGGACUCAACGCAGAUCCAAGCCAGCCUUCCUGCCGGAGAACUUUAAAAAGAAAGACGUGGUGGAGAUUCUGUCCCAUAAGAAGGCCUACAACGCCUCCAUCCUCAUCGCCCACCUGAAGCUGUCCCCCGCCGAGCUGCGCGAGGUGCUGAUGAACAUGAGCACGGACAGGCUGGAGCCGGCCCACAUCAAGCAGAUGCUGCUCUACGCGCCCAACGAAGACGAGGUCAAGCAGUACGAGCAGUUCGAGGAAGACCCCAACAAGCUGAGCGAGCCGGACCAGUUCAUCUUCCAGAUGCUGAUGGUGCCCGAGUAUAAGACUCGCCUGCGGAGUCUGCAUUUCAAGACGACUCUGCAGGAGAAGACGGAGGAGAUGAAGGUGGCCUUUGAUUACAUCUACAAGGCUUCAGUGGAGCUCAGGAGCAGCAAGAAACUAGCUAAAAUCCUGGAGUUUGUUCUCGCCAUGGGAAACUAUCUAAACAACGGGCAGCCGAAGAGCCACAGAACGACCAGUUUUAAGAUCAACUUCCUCACUGAGUUAAGCACGACCAAAACAGUGGAUGGGAAGUCCACUUUUCUCCACAUCUUGGCCAAAUCUUUGUGCCAACACUUCCCUGAGCUGCUCAGCUUUCCUAGAGACCUCACAACGGUUCCUCUGGCUGCUAAAGUGAACCAGAGAGUCAUCACAUCCGAGCUGAGCGACCUCCACGCCACCAUCCAAGACAUCAGGACGGCCUGUCAGAAGAUCCCCGCCACCCCUGAGGAUCACUUCACGUCUGUCAUGAGCAGUUUCCUGGAGAACAGCCAUCCUGCCAUCCAGUCUCUGGAGUCCCUGCAGAACCGAGCCAUGGAGGAGUUCUCCAAAGUGGCCUCCUACUUUGGAGAAGACAGCAAGUCCACCAGCACAGAGUCGUUUUUUGGCAUCUUUGCAGAUUUCAUGACCAAGUUUGAGAGAGCGCUCUGCGAGACUCAGCCUCCAGAAAACCCCCGGAGCCCCAGACUGUCUUCCCCUCUGGCCUGGUAGGAAACAGAAGAGCAGAGAAAGAAAGUUCCCUCUGCUCUCCACAACCAAAGUGCCAAGAUCACACCCAGAGACUCGGAAAGCAACAGGAACAGAGACGCUGUCACCCAAACAGAAACUCGCAGCUUCACACCGCAGCAGACGAGGGCAGCAGAGCUGCGGCUGCAGGUGCUGCAAAGAGCAGAGAUGCCACGUCUUUAUACAAUCUCUGCAUCCUUUUGGAACGCACGUCAGUUUAACAUGCAAGACUCCCUGUCCCUGCAGCAAAGGGGGGAUUUAAGAUGUUUAUUAUACAACUAUAAAGUUUAUAUUUUCUAUCAGAUCCUAUGAAAGAGCUGUAAAAAAAGGAGAGGAGGACUUGGAAUUCACAAGCAGCUAAAUGAUGCAUUCACUGCCUCCCACAGAGCAGGUUUUCUGAGUUUUGUUAUUUAAGGAGGACCGAUGAGGAUGUGAGGGAUGAGAAUCACUUCACACCCACUUCUGGUUCGACUCUGCUUACGAACACGAUCGCCAGUUUGAAAAAAGAAACGUGACCCUUCUGAGGACAAGCUGUGAUUUUAAACACAAAGCCGCAAAAUUGGAUGAAAAAAACAAAUAUUGUGUCCGGCUGCCGUCCGGGACGGAAAAGACAAUUCUUCUUUCUUUCUUUCUGCACCCUUGAGCCAGAAUGUCUCCCCUCCCACAUCCUUAAGAACUCAACCAAACGUGCACGUACCUGGUACCCGUCAAAAAUGAUGACAUCACAGCGGGAGAAACCAUCAAAAAAAAAAGUGAAGUAAAACAGCUGGUGCCAAAAUUUCUUCUUGGGUGUUAUAAAAAAAUCUAUUUGAAUAAUUUUUAAAUCUUCGCAAGAAGCGAUCUUGACUAAAUGCCACCUGUUUAGGUCCACAACCACAACCAAAGUUUCUCUAACCUUUAACUCCGGGAAGACGCCGCCAUCUUGAAUUUAAUUUAAAAACAAAACUGCUAUAAAUUGAAACUCCUCCGUGCGAUUUCGAUCUAUCACCUCACAACUCCCCGAGGAUUUUUGAGAAGCUCCUCUGGGAAAAAUGUUUGUUUCACAGUUUUGAUCAGCGUUAGCUUGGCGAGCUCACAACAAUGGCGUUUACCUGUUGCUUGCCUUUUUUUUUUUUUUUUACCAGAAUCAAGUGAAAGUCGUUGGCUGAACGAAACAAUAGGACAAACAAUAUCAACAUAUAAGGAAUGUGAGGGCAGUCAACAACAACAAAAAACUCCGUUGCUAAGGAAAUCCAAAAAUGUACUUUAGCCGAUUCUUCUAGAAAUGACAUAAACGUGAUCGUCACCCCAAGGCGACCAAAAAAUAUAAUGGUUGCUAUGGAGAUAAAACCAACAGAAAACCCACCUUUUUGAAAAAUAUGUUGUUUUUUUGAACAAUUGGUCACAUGCAAAUCUAACCGGGGGAAUUGAGGCAGAAAAAGAGAGUGACUUUACUUUUCUUUUCAUCAAGACAUGAAAAAGAUUAAAUAAUAAUAAUUCUGGAGAUAAAGCCCAUAAAUAAACAUAAAAGGUAAUUAAAAUGGCAAUAUGGUUUUAAAAUAAACUUUUCAAGCAUGUUAAAAAUAUAUAAUUUCAUAUUAUUAUGUCAUUUGUAAAAAGAAUAAAUGUUGGUUGCUAAGGAAAAAAUUGACAAAUUAUUCAAAGAUAGGAGCACAAAACUAGCUAAUCCUGAUUAUCAGAUAUGAAAAACGUUCUGUGGUUGCUACAGAGUGGUCCCUUCAGACUAUUAUUCAAAAAAAACUUUUUCCUUUCAAAUUAAUAAAAAAAAAUUAAGAAAUAUUAGUAAGUAGAUGCUGAACUUGAGUCAUAAAUCCUAAAAAAAAAAAACCCAGAAGAUUUAAACCGGAUGGGUUCAAAUGUAGAUUAUUAAUCCAGUAAAAAUCGCCCUCAGAUCCCGGCUGCUUUGUCUUUGAUUGAACAUUUCGACAAAAGGUCACCUGUGGCUGCGGCGUCAGCACCGUUUCAAGUCGUGUGGGCGGACCGGCGAGCGUCAACAACAAUGGAUGUCCUCAUUUCUGACAGAACAAAGAGACAAAAGACAGAUGAAAACUCCCAGCUGCCCAUGAACUACACGUGGGAGAGAGAAAAAAACAAAAAACCAUCCUGCUGUCAGGUAUUGCAUUCUGCUUCAGUGGUUGUCAUGGUGACAUCAUGACUCAUCUACAGUGCUAUGGACUUGUGUUGUAUCCAUGACAAUGAUCUACUGUUUAAGGUGUAAAUUUAGUCUUUUCUAUGCACCGUUCAUCAUGUGCAUUUGUACGCUGGCGUCCCACUUUAUUUAUUUGUCUUUUUUUUUUUUUCCUGCUCAUCUCACAGCUUCAGCUGACGAGGCCUUCUCGUCACCGUGCAAGCGCGGCGGCUGCUGUAGGUGUCGUGGCGGUGUUUUCUUGUCCCAGUCCAAAGCAUGACGGUGCGGUUCAAGUGUUGAGAUGUGCAGCCGGUAGCGUCUCCGUUUCCACCCUUUUAAAGCUUUGAAGAGAAAAUCCUUUUGAUUUUUUUGUCGUAGUUUUCUAUGUAUGCUCAUGUCUUGUGCUCUCUAGACUUUCAAAUAAAGAAAAUGUUUUUCAUCAA
Messenger RNA from Oryzias latipes (Japanese medaka), 6900 nucleotides. RefSeq names its product glutamate receptor, ionotropic, delta 2 (Grid2) interacting protein, b (gene grid2ipb). Lineage: Eukaryota; Metazoa; Chordata; Actinopteri; Beloniformes; Adrianichthyidae. The record is from RefSeq and is a predicted model, not a curated record. Gene Ontology annotation, molecular function: protein binding.